Molecule: messenger RNA, 1203 nt
Organism: Dovyalis caffra
Lineage: Eukaryota; Viridiplantae; Streptophyta; Magnoliopsida; Malpighiales; Salicaceae
Source: the annotation of a GenBank genome assembly
AUGUCCCACCACCAUUCAUCCUCCCCUUUCCCUUCUUGCUUCCGCCCUUCCACGACCUCCACCGACAUCCACAGCCUUCCUCCACCAACACCACCACCUAACUCAGGCAACUCUAACCUCACCACCUGCCUCUACCAAACGGACCUUGGCCUCUUCUCUCUUACUUGGUCAAGUUCGUUUUUAGGCCAUUCCCUUCAUCUCAACCUCCACCCCAUUGACUACAACACCAGCUACUGCUCUCCCGUUUCUCUCUCUAACCCGCUUUCUCUCUCUACCAUAUCUUUCCAUCUCAAUAUCAAACCUUUCUUUUUUUGGAAAAAACAUGGAUCCAAGAAACUCCAUGUUAUUCACCAGGAGGCUAAUACUCGAACCCCAAGAAUUCAAAUCUUUUGGGACCUCUCUAGAGCCAAAUUUGGAUCACGACCUGAGCCCCAAUCUGGGUUCUACAUAGCUGUGGUUGUUGAACGAGAAAUGGUACUUCUUGUUGGGGAUUUGACGAAAGAAGCUUUUGCAAAGACUAAAGCUUUGAAGCAAGAGAGAGCCCAAGUUCUUGUUUUGAGAAGAGAACAUGUGUUUGGCAACAGAGUUUACACUACAAGAGCAAGAUUUGGAGGCAAAAACAGAGAGAUUUCUAUAGAUUGUAGUGUGAAUAAUGAUGCAAGGUUGUGUUUUAGUGUUGAUAACAAAAGGGUUUUGCAGAUAAAGAGAUUGAAGUGGAAAUUUAGAGGAAAUGAGAGGAUUGAAGUUGAUGGUGUCCCCAUACAAGUCUCAUGGGAUGUUUAUAACUGGCUGUUUGAUGACAUUAACAAUGACCAUGCAGUGUUUAUGUUCAGGUUUGAAAGCAAUUUAGACCCCAAAGAAGAAGAGGCAGUGGUACAGAAACAAGAACCAAGCGAAGCUUAUGGUGGUCAUCAACAACAAGAAGAAAUCAAUGAGAAAAAUGACAACAACGUUGUUUUAUGGCAACAAAAUUCAUCAAUUAGUACUGCUAGUUUUGGGAUAAGUCCCAUAGAGUGGAGAAAGAUGAGAAAGAGCUUGAUGAGGACAGCUGCAAGGAGUUCGUCUUCUUCAUCAAUUUCAAUGUCCUCAGCAUCUUCUGGUGGCAGUUCUUCAGUAAUGGAAUGGGCUAGCAGUUCUGAAGAAAGUGAACUUUGUGGUGGUCCUAUUGGAUUCUCUUUGUUGGUUUAUGCUUGGAGGAAGUGA